AUGUCGAUAUCACGCGGGGUGGGCGGGGUGCGGGACGAGGAGAAUAAGGUGUUGGUAGGGAAUCUGAUUGGGGAGGACCACGUCAACUAUGUGCUGAUGUACAAUAUGUUGACGGGAAUUCGGAUAGCGGUGAGUCGGUGUCAAGCAAAGAUGAAGCGGCCCCUCACGGACGAGGACUUCGUCGCGCGGCACAAAUACUCAUUUGACAUCCUCGGUAACGAACUGACACCCGCGGCGAAGUACGACUUCAAGUUCAAGGACUACGCGCCCUGGGUCUUCCGCGAGCUGCGAGAAGACCACUUCCACCUGGACCCCUCCGACUACCUCGUCUCGCUUACCGCUAAGUACAUCCUCUCGGAGCUCGGCUCGCCCGGCAAGUCGGGUUCGUUCUUCUACUUUUCGAGAGACUACCGCUUCAUCAUCAAGACCAUCCACCACUCCGAGCACAAGUUCCUUCGUUCAAUACUGAAGCAGUAUCAUGAGCAUAUCAAGAACAACCCGCAUACGCUCAUAUCGCGGUUUUACGGUCUGCACCGGGUGAAGCUGCCUAGAGGGAAGAAGAUUCAUUUCGUGAUCAUGAAUAACCUGUUUCCGCCGCAUAAGGACAUUCACGAGACGUACGACCUGAAAGGCAGCACAGUUGGAAGGGAGUAUCCGGAAGAGAAGGCGGCAAAGAACCCCAGAGCGGUGCUGAAAGACCUGAACUGGAUCAACAGGCAUAAACAACUAGAGCUGGGUCCGGAGAAGAGGGCGCUGCUGACGGAGCAAAUAAGGAGAGACUCGGAGUUACUCAAGUCUCUUGAUGUUAUGGAUUACAGUCUGUUGGUGGGGAUCCAUAAUAUGCGCAGGGGGAACAGAGAUAACCUGCGGAGAAAUACACUAAAAGUGUUUUCGCCAAACAUGCCUCGCAUGAAACGGAAACCUACGCAACUGAAGUCGUCAUCACCAGAAGCUAUCGCGAUUCGGAAAGCAAUGCGCGAGUCUGAUCCAAAGCGACUGGACGCGCCGGGAGGGGAAUCUCUGCCCGAGUGCGAUACAGGCGACCGGCAACAUUUCUUGUUCUACCAAGACGAAGGGGGAUUGCGUGCUACUGACCAGGCGAAUGAAGAACUCGAUACCAUAUACUACUUGGGUAUAAUCGAUAUCUUGACGCCUUACAGUACACUGAAGAAGUUGGAACACUUCUGGAAAGGGCUACAGAGCGAUCGACAUAAGAUUAGUCCAGUACCACCUGCGGAGUACGCGGAGCGGUUCUAUGCCUUCAUGAAAGCUAUCAUGCCCGGAGGGGGAGGAGGUGAGAAGUUCAAGGCGGAAACGUAG
Messenger RNA from Gloeophyllum trabeum ATCC 11539, 1320 nucleotides. Its product is annotated as SAICAR synthase-like protein. NCBI's taxonomy places the organism in Eukaryota, Fungi, Basidiomycota, Agaricomycetes, Gloeophyllales, Gloeophyllaceae. Gene Ontology annotation, molecular function: phosphatidylinositol kinase activity. The coding region runs from base 1 to 1320 and encodes 439 amino acids. Gene Ontology annotation, biological process: phosphatidylinositol metabolic process. The record is from RefSeq and is a predicted model, not a curated record. The transcript has 5 exons.